This is a messenger RNA of Sphaeroforma arctica JP610, 358 nucleotides long. RefSeq lists its product as hypothetical. The record is from RefSeq and is a predicted model, not a curated record. NCBI's taxonomy places the organism in Eukaryota, Ichthyosporea, Ichthyophonida. The transcript has a single exon. The annotation marks the transcript as partial.
CAGCAACAAGUUCACUAGUGCUAAUCAUUGUUAUAGCACAUCAACAGCAUAUGAAGUAGUAUUUACUACUGGUCCUAUCAGCAACAACAAGUGCGCUAGUGCUAAUUAUUGCUAUAGCACAUCAUUGGCUAACUUUUUAACUCGGCUCCUAUGUCUCGAGCUCAUCCACCCGAGCGUAGCGGCAGACUGUCAUUCAUGCACUCUGUAUCGCACUAACAGAGCUGAACAUUGGACUAUACUUCGUGCACAUCACAUCGCACUAACAUUCCAAUAUAUGUCAUGUGGCCCAUUUCGUCCCGCAGCCGUUUCAAAUGGUUACUAUAAACCGUUCGUCAUAUAAAUAUAUACAUAUAUAUAU